This is a messenger RNA of Oxyura jamaicensis (ruddy duck), 3147 nucleotides long. RefSeq names its product F-box protein 7 (gene FBXO7). The transcript is spliced from 9 exons. Bases 100 to 1689 code for a protein of 529 amino acids. Gene Ontology annotation, biological process: autophagy of mitochondrion; positive regulation of autophagy of mitochondrion. Lineage: Eukaryota; Metazoa; Chordata; Aves; Anseriformes; Anatidae. Gene Ontology annotation, molecular function: protein kinase binding. The record is from RefSeq and is a predicted model, not a curated record.
CCAAACCAAGGCAGCGGCCCAGCAGGCCGGCAGCCCCCGCGCCCGCCGCCGUCCGCAGCUCGGCGGGGUCCGUUCGCAGCGCCCGGAGCCGCCGCGGCCAUGAAGCUCCGCGUGCGGCUGCACAAGCGGACGGCGCCGCUGGAGCUGCCGGGGGCGGAGCCAACGCUGGGGGAGCUGCGCGCGCAGCUGCGCCGGGCCCUGCUGCCCGCCUGGGGGUACAGUUCUGAUACAGAGUUUUCUGUAACAUUGAACAGCAAAGAUGCUCUUACAGAAGAUGAGAAGACUUUAGAUUCAUAUGGGAUUGUUCCUGGUGAUUUGAUAUGUUUAUUGCUAGAAGAAAAAGAUGCCAAACCCAGCCUAUCUCCUCUCUCAUCUUCUAAUCCUCCCACGCUUCAGAAUGGUCAUGAGACAUCCACCAUGAUCCCCAACAGCAGUCAGGUCUACAGUCCAAAAGAAGAAAGGCAGGAUGAACAAUCUGCCAACCAGAAAGCUCAAGAGGAAGUUCAAAGUAAUGAUGACAGGGCAGGAUCCAGCAUAGAGUUUCCUUCUGGAUUAGUCCCAGAGGAUGUUGAUCUGGAGGAAGGUACAGGCUCCUAUCCCUCCGAACCCAUGCUGUGCAGUGAAGCUGCUGACGGUGAGAUACCACAUUCCUUAGAGAUGCUCUACCUUUCUGCUGAGUGUACCAGUGCUGCCGAUGCUUUGAUCGUUCUACUACAUCUUCUCAUGAUGGAGACAGGCUACGUACCGCAGGGGACAGAAGCCAAGGCAGUAUCUAUGCCAGAGAAAUGGAGAGGGAAUGGUGUUUAUAAGCUACAAUACACGCAUCCCCUUUGUGAAGAAGGUUCUGCUGGUUUGACUUGUGUGCCUUUGGGAGAUCUUGUUGCUAUUAAUGCAACAUUAAAAAUCAACAAAGAGAUUAAGGGUGUGAAGAGAAUACAACUACUGCCUGCAUCCUUUGUUUGCUUUCAGGAGCCAGAAAAGGUUGCGGGUGUUUACAAAGACCUUCAGAAAUUAUCCCGUCUCUUUAAAGACCAACUGGUUUACUCUCUUCUGGCUGCUGCCCGGCAAGCUCUGAACUUGCCAGAUGUUUUUGGGUUAGUGGUCCUUCCUCUUGAGCUGAAGCUUCGGAUCUUUAGACUUCUGGAUGUCCGUUCGCUCAUCUCUCUUUCUGCUGUUUGCCGUGAUCUUUAUGCAGCUUCAAAUGAUCAGCUUCUGUGGAGGUUUAUGUACCUGCGAGAUUUCCGAGAUCCAAUUGCAAGGCCUCGUGACACAGACUGGAAAGAACUAUACAAGAAAAAGUUGAAACAGAAGAAGGAAGCCUUGAGAUGGAGGCACAUGAUGUUUCUGCCCCCUACACCUCAUCCAAUUCCCUUUCAUCCCAACCCAUUUUAUCCUAGCCCCUUUCCUCCCAACCCCUUCCCAUCAAACCCAAUCUACCCCCCCAUGAUCAUUGGUGGAGAAUAUGAUGAGAGACCAACACUUCCAUACGUUGGAGACCCAAUUAACUCGCUUAUUCCUGGUCCAGGGGAAGCACCAGGCCAGUUUCCUCCGUUCAGACCACAUUUUGACCCCAUUGGUUCCUUGCCUGGAGCAAACCCUACACUUCCGGGACGAGCUGGUCCCAAUGACAGGUUUCCACCUAGACCCAGCCGGGGCCGCCCCAUGGACAUUCGCCGUGCGUUCAUUUGAUUGCUGCUUUCUCCUUCAGUGAAUUCUCUAAUUCCUGAGCUUGCUUUCUAACUGCAGGAGGUUGCAAAAUCCAGGCACUAAAAUCUGCCUUCUCUUCAGAUUGUUGGAAGAACUUGUGUGCAUGAUACUGUUUUGACACCAAAGUGAGGGUUCGUUUAUGUUCUGGUAAUACUGCAGCACUUGGCACUAAGGUCUGUUUCAAGAAGAGCUAUGAGUUAGAACAAUUAAUGCUGUUCUCUGCCCUCCUCCUCCUCUUUAGUCAUCUGUGAAGUGCUGCUUAGAGACCAGAAGGAUACUGGCCAAGUGUUUGCUGCAUCAGAUAAAAAGCACUUUAAAUACAAAUCCUAUCUUUGUCUGUCUUAUUUGAAAAGUUUUAUUAACUUGCCAGGAAAAAAAUAUUUUGUUUAAAAUCUUACCUGGCUAAUAAUCUUUCUUAACAAAAAAAUCUACCAUGUUCCACGUAGAAUAGGAUACUAUCACUGUUAUGGUAGAUCUAAGUUCAUAGAUUUUUUUUCCAAAGAUGACUUUUUCUUUUUCCUUUUGUUUUUAUUAGGUAAAAAGUAUUUUUGUGUUGUUACAUAAUACACAAAGCAUACAGGGAAGGUGUGUUUUUUUUUUUUUUUUUAAUGGAUAUAUUAGAACACAAAUCAAUUCAUUCUGCAAACAACUGAGUAAACUCAUGCUACAGUGCAACUCAAAAAUCUGAACAGAAGCAGAGCAAUUUUACAAAGAACCAGCAGCAAAACUUUUGUCUUUUUUCUUGGUUGAACAGGUUGACUUUACAAAUAAGUAGCUGUAGUACAUGGCCGCAUUUACUGUGUGUGAACUAAAAUUGGUGCAAAAGUAAGUCUUUCCUCCUGCCUAACUACUUAAGGAAUUAAGCAGCUUGAUCUGGUUGCAGUGGAAAUGAGAUCGCAGCAGGAGAAGCAGUUAAUACUUACUUUACUGCAGUAAGUUCCAUUUAAUUCCAUAACUGCAGUAUUAAAUCUUGCUGGAAGGAAACAUUGUAGUAUGUUCUGAGCACCUUUCAAUUGUUGUCUCGUUAAUUAAUGAACAACUAACAAGGUCGCUGUUAAAGUCUUCUGAUGAGAUCUUCAGUCUGAUGCUGAAGCUCAAUUAAAGAAAGACUGGAAUAACUAAACUUUGCUAGAACUUUUUUCUUUUUUUUUUCCUUUUUAAGAUGGAUUGAUAUCUGUUUCUGAAGAUGUAAAUGGUACUGAUGACUGUUGUGACAGCUGAUACUAUUUUCUACAAUCCUUCUGGAAUUCAAAGAAGGGAAAUGGAUUACAUUUCCUAUUAAAUACAAGCUGUUUAAUCGGUAACAUUAUGUGCUUUUUCAGGUGGUAUUUCAGUGAUUCAUCUUGUUUUGUAUAAAAUCAGCUGACUUCAGUAUGGUCAGAAAGUUUUGUUAUUAACUCCCACGGGAGUAAAAUAUAAUACUUUAUUUUGCUCUCAAAA